UGAUAAUGAAUCAUUACAAGUGAAUUUUGAAGAAAACUUUGUUAUAUCGUGCAACUAGAUUAAUACAUAAUAGACAUUUCCAAGUAUUUGUAUUGUGAGUUUUUUUAUAUUCUUAGGUGUUAGAAAGUUUUUUAAACAUUAAAUAUGACUCCAAAUCCUCCUGAGUUAAUGGAGGUGGAUCAGAGCAUAUGCUCGCGUGGUGAUGGAUUUAAGUCUUAUUAUACCACUAAAAUUGAAGAACUUCUAUUAGUAGUUGCUGAAAAAAGUAUGAAUCUUAGACGUUUACAAGCUCAAAGAAAUGAACUUAAUGCUAAAGUGAGGUUACUAAGAGAAGAAUUACAACUCUUACAAGAACAAGGUUCAUAUGUUGGAGAAGUAGUUAAACCAAUGGACAAAAAAAAAGUACUGGUAAAAGUUCAUCCUGAAGGAAAAUUUGUUGUUGAUAUUGAUAAAAAUAUUGACAUUAAUGAUGUGACUCCUAAUUGUCGUGUUGCAUUACGUAACGAAAGUUAUACAUUACAUAAAAUUUUGCCUAAUAAGGUUGAUCCUUUGGUAUCACUUAUGAUGGUUGAAAAAGUACCAGAUUCCACCUAUGAAAUGGUUGGUGGGUUGGAUACUCAAAUUAAAGAAAUUAAAGAGGUUAUUGAGCUGCCAGUUAAACAUCCUGAGCUAUUUGACGCUUUAGGUAUUGCUCAACCAAAAGGUGUACUUUUAUAUGGACCCCCUGGAACAGGCAAGACUUUAUUAGCCAGAGCUGUUGCUCAUCAUACAGAAUGUACAUUUAUUAGAGUAUCAGGCUCUGAACUUGUUCAAAAGUUUAUUGGGGAAGGAUCUCGAAUGGUCAGAGAACUUUUUGUUAUGGCUAGGGAACAUGCUCCAAGUAUUAUAUUUAUGGACGAAAUUGAUUCUAUUGGUUCAUCUCGUAUUGAAUCGGGCAGUGGUGGAGAUUCUGAAGUGCAAAGAACUAUGUUAGAAUUGCUUAACCAACUUGAUGGUUUUGAAGCAACCAAAAAUAUUAAGGUCAUUAUGGCAACAAAUCGUAUUGACAUUUUGGACACAGCUCUUCUACGUCCUGGACGUAUUGACCGUAAAAUUGAAUUUCCACCUCCAAAUGAAGAAGCUCGUUGGGACAUUUUACGAAUUCAUUCAAGAAAAAUGAAUUUGACUAGAGGAAUUAACUUAAAAAAAAUUGCUGAACUCAUGCCAGGUGCUUCAGGAGCAGAAGUAAAGGGAGUUUGUACUGAAGCUGGUAUGUAUGCUCUAAGAGAAAGACGUGUCCAUGUAACACAAGAUGAUUUUGAAAUGGCUGUCGCUAAAGUUAUGCAAAAAGAUUCAGAAAAGAAUAUGUCUAUUAAGAAACUCUGGAAAUAAUAAUAUAGUUAUUUGAAUAAAAAAUACUUCAUAAAAAUAAUUUCAGUUUAUAUUUUUACAGAAAUAAUUAUUAUUUAAUUGUUUAACUUAAAUACAUUUAAAUGAAAUUUGUGAAAAGAUGAUUGAAGUAAAUUAAAUUAAUUAAUUAUUUGUGUAUAA
Daktulosphaira vitifoliae (grape phylloxera) is the source of this 1530-nucleotide messenger RNA. RefSeq names its product 26S proteasome regulatory subunit 8 (gene Rpt6). Lineage: Eukaryota; Metazoa; Arthropoda; Insecta; Hemiptera; Phylloxeridae. Gene Ontology annotation, cellular component: proteasome regulatory particle, base subcomplex. Gene Ontology annotation, biological process: proteasome-mediated ubiquitin-dependent protein catabolic process. Gene Ontology annotation, molecular function: proteasome-activating activity; ATP hydrolysis activity; ATP binding. The coding region runs from base 145 to 1371 and encodes 408 amino acids. The record is from RefSeq and is a predicted model, not a curated record. The transcript is spliced from 8 exons.